GAGAGAGGACUGGCACGGGGCCAGGCACUACGGGGAAGAUGCUGCGCGAGCGGACGGUGCGGCUGCAGUACGGGAGCCGCGUGGAGGCGGUGUACGUGCUGGGCACGUACCUCUGGACCGAUGUCUACAGCGCAGCCCCAGCCGGGGCCCAGACCUUCAGCCUGAAGCACUCGGAGCGCGUGCAGGUGGAGGUGGUGCACGACAGGCAGCCUGAGGAGGUGGCCGCUGACGGCAAGCAGCGCUGGCCUCUCUCGCCCAGCACCACGCUGCGGCUCACCAUGAGCCAGGCGAGCGCCGAGGCCAGCAGCGACAAGGUCACCGUCAACUACUAUGAGGAGGAUGGGGUCACCCCCAUCGACCAGGCUGGGCUCUUCCUCACGGCCAUUGAGAUCUCCUUGGAUGUGGAUGCAGACCGGGAUGGCGUGGUGGAAAAGAACAACCCAAAAAAGGCAUCCUGGACCUGGGGCCCUGAGGGGCAGGGAGCCAUCCUGCUGGUGAACUGUGACCGAGACACACCCUGGUUGCCCAGAGAGGACUGUAGCGAUGAGAAAGUCUACAGCAAGGAAGACCUCAAGGACAUGUCCCAGAUGAUCCUGCGGACCAAAGGCCCCGACCACCUCCCCACCGGAUACGAGAUCGUUCUCUACAUUUCCAUGUCGGACUCGGACAAAGUGGGCGUGUUCUACGUAGAGAACCCGUUUUUCGGCCAGCGUUAUAUCCACAUCCUGGGCCGCCGGAAGCUCUACCACGUGGUCAAGUACACGGGCGGCUCUGCUGAGCUGCUGUUCUUCGUGGAAGGCCUGCGUUUUCCCGACGAGGGCUUCUCGGGCCUGGUCUCCAUCCACGUCAGCCUGCUGGAGUAUAUGGCCGAGGAGGUCCCCCUGACACCCAUCUUCACGGACACCGUGACAUUCCGGAUUGCUCCGUGGAUCAUGACCCCCAACACCCUGCCUCCUUUGUCGGUGUUUGUGUGCUGCAUGAAGGACAAUUACCUGUUCCUGAAAGAGGUGAAGAACCUGGUUGAGAAAACCAACUGUGAACUGAAGGUCUGCUUCCAGUACAUGAACCGGGGAGAUCGCUGGAUCCAGGAUGAAAUCGAGUUUGGCUACAUCGAGGCCCCCCACAAAGGCUUCCCUGUGGUUCUGGACUCCCCCAGAGAUGGAAACCUGAAGGAUUUCCCAGUGAAACAGCUCCUGGGCCCAGAUUUUGGCUACGUGACCCGGGAGCCCCUCUUUGAGCCUGUCACCAGCCUUGAUUCCUUUGGGAACCUAGAGGUCAGUCCGCCAGUGACCGUGAAUGGCAAGACAUACCCCCUGGGCCGGAUCCUCAUCGGGACCAGCUUUCCUCUGUCUGGUGGUCGGAGGAUGACCAAGGUGGUGAGGGACUUCCUGCAGGCCCAGCAGGUGCAGGCACCCGUGGAGCUCUACUCGGACUGGCUGACCGUGGGCCAUGUAGAUGAGUUCAUGACAUUCGUCCCCAUCCCAGGCACAAAGGAAUUCCGGAUGCUCAUGGCCAGCACCUCGGCCUGCUACAAGCUCUUCCGAGAGAAGCAGAAGGAGGGCCAUGGGGAGGCCAUCAUGUUCAAAGGCUUGGGCGGGAUGAGCAGCAAGCGAAUCACCAUCAACAAGAUCCUGUCCAACGAGAGCCUCGUGCAGGAGAACCAGUACUUCCAGCGCUGCCUGGACUGGAACCGCGACAUCCUCAAGAAGGAGCUGGGGCUGACGGAGCAGGACAUCAUCGACCUGCCUGCCCUCUUCAAGAUGGACGAGGACCGCCAGGCCAGAGCCUUCUUCCCAAACAUGGUGAACAUGAUUGUGCUCAGCAAGGACCUGGGCAUCCCCAAGCCAUUUGGGCCCCAGGUUGAGGAGGUGUGCUGCCUGGAGACACAUGUGCGCUCCCUGCUGGAGCCCCUGGGGCUCUGCUGCACCUUCGUGGAUGACAUCUCCGCCUACCACAAAUUUCUGGGGGAGGUGCACUGCGGCACCAACGUACGCAGGAAGCCCUUCACCUUCAAGUGGUGGCACAUGGUACCCUGACCUGCAGGGGGCUGUUGUGUGCCUGUCACAGCCCAUCAACAACCAGUGUUGAGGCUGGACCAACCCUUGUGGGUUUUAUUAUGAUUACAAAAUGCGCUUCAGCAAUAACUAUCAGGAAACUUGGGGGGAAACGUUUAUUACUUUUCAUUUUAUUUUUACUUACAGGACCUGGAAAUAACCUGGCACACCUGGGGCCACACAGUGAGGUCAUGGGGAGAGAGAGAGAGAACCCACGGAACUGGGGUUCUGCUUUUAUGGGAGUUGAGGGUGAGGGCCUAGGAUUUCGAGGACUCACUCUUUAUUGGUGAAUUUAAAGCAUAAGAGUGGGAAUUUAAAGCGAGGAACGAGGAAAAAGGCAGGUGGCCCAAAUGAUCAGUUAUCAAAAGCAAUCAAGAUCUCUAAAAGAAAGGAGCCUCAGUGGGGGGAGGCGGCCUGGCUCUUCAUCUAGUUGUGUGGCUGGCAACGUGUUUACUCAAGAUCGCCAUGUUUGAAGUGGAUGUUCAGCAAUCAGAGCUGAGUCAGGCCCUCGUAUUAAAAGAAGG
This is a messenger RNA of Lagenorhynchus albirostris (white-beaked dolphin), 2578 nucleotides long. It is a transcript of the gene PADI2, whose product is annotated as peptidyl arginine deiminase 2. Lineage: Eukaryota; Metazoa; Chordata; Mammalia; Artiodactyla; Delphinidae. Gene Ontology annotation, cellular component: cytoplasm. Gene Ontology annotation, molecular function: protein-arginine deiminase activity; calcium ion binding. The transcript is spliced from 16 exons. The coding region runs from base 39 to 2036 and encodes 665 amino acids. The record is from RefSeq and is a predicted model, not a curated record.